ACCCUGCUACCACGCCGCCGCGGCCCAUCAUACAUCCGAGUUUUCCAGUUGAAACACCCCGACACCUCGACAGGCUUUGCACCACCUUACUUAUCCAGAGUAUGGCAAAGGCGGCGGACCCACCAUGUCAAGCUGAAGCUUGCGAGCUUCAAACGUGCCUCAACAAGAACACGUACAAGCCGGAGAAGUGCGAGGAGCACAUGCGCAACUUGUACAAGUGUUGUCAGGCGAUGUAUGAACAGACGGAUGGAAAGGGAGAGUCCACUGCUUGCCCAAUGCCAAGUGCGGUACAGCGAUGGCUGAAGAACCACGGAGGGACCGCCUCGUAGUUCGCUACACCCGUAAUACGUCUCCGCGAUACCUAUGAACCAAAUCUAUAUGGCCUAACAUAGCCCGGCCCCACUCACUGUACUCUCCUAAUCUGCAUAUGUACAUCGAUA
Molecule: messenger RNA, 440 nt
Organism: Fomitopsis serialis
Lineage: Eukaryota; Fungi; Basidiomycota; Agaricomycetes; Polyporales; Fomitopsidaceae
Product: DUF1903-domain-containing protein
Exons: 4
Coding region: 102-329 (75 amino acids)
Cellular component (GO): mitochondrial intermembrane space
Source: RefSeq, a predicted model, not a curated record